Messenger RNA from Coregonus sp. 'balchen', 8499 nucleotides. Lineage: Eukaryota; Metazoa; Chordata; Actinopteri; Salmoniformes; Salmonidae. The record is from the annotation of a GenBank genome assembly.
AUGGCAGCGAUCAACGCAGGCGGUUCUCUUGUGGCUACCCAUGACUACUACCGAAGUGAGUAGCUCUCGGGCCGGGGCAUGUCUUUACAAACUUAGCCCUCAGGCCCUAACUCAAUCAAGCGCCAUCAUAAUUCACUUCAGCCUUCAACAGUCGUUUGUUUUCUCAAGCCCUCUUAAUGUCAUCUGAUAAACCUAGCUUGAGUCCCAGAUCUGUUUGUGCUAUCUUGCCAACAAUUCUGUCACUGUCACACCAAACAUGACAAUGCAAGGAGUUGGCAAGACCGCACAAACAGAUCUGGACCUCGGUCUAGUCGGAUCUCUUGACUGUACUCAUUCAGAGGGUUGGGUUCAUUUAAAUGCGGAAGACACAUUUCGGUUGAAUGCAUUCGGUUGUGCAACUGACUAGUGUAUUCUCUUACAUUUACAUUUUAGUCAUUUAGCAGACACUCUUAUCCAGAGCGACUUACAGUUAGUGAGGGAAUACAUUUUCAUACUCUCUUGUAUUGGGCAGAGAGGGGCCUUGUGAGGUGAAUGGGUUAUCUUAUCUCUGCAGUGCAUUUGUUGCCAUGUCUACUGCCUAGACCAGGGGCCGCCAACAAAACUGGCCUACUAGGUGAUAAAAUAAAAUACAAAAUCUUUAUUUUGUAGUCUUUGGGCCCCCCAAACAUUUUUGGAAGGGAUUUUAGUUUUGUCAAACUGUACAAUUUAAUAAUAAUUAAUAUGAGUGGAGUACUCCCGAGUGGCGCAGUGGUCUAAGGCACUGCAUCGCAGUGCUAGCUGUGCCACUAGAGAUCCUGGUUCGAAUCCAGGCUCUGUCGCAGCCGGCCGCGACCGGGACACUCAUGGGCGGCGCACAAUUGGCCCAGCGUCGUCCAGGGUAGGGGAGGGAAUGGCCGGAAGGGAUGUAGCUCAGUUGAUAGAGCAUGGCGUUUGUAACGCCAGGGUUGUGGGUUCGAUUCCAACGGGGGGCCAGUAUAAAAAAAUAUGUAUUCACUAACUGUAAGUCGCUCUGGAUAAGAGCGUCUGCUAAAUGACUAAAAUCUAAAAUGUAAUAUGCCAUUUAGCAGACGCUUUUAUCCGAAGCGACUUAGUCAUGUGCGCAUGCAUUUUUCCGUAUGUGUGGUCCCGGGGAUCGAACCCACUACCCUGGCGUCACAAGCGCCAUGCUCUACCAAUUGAGCUACAGAGGACCACAAUCACCAGGAAGGAAUUCAUCCAAAAAUGUGUUUAAUGUAUGAAAUCUGUUCCCAAGUAUUCCCACAAAUUAAAAUAAAAAAGAGAUGUGCUUGUGUCUCAAUGUAAUCUAGGUAUGAAAUGGUUGUUUUCGAUGCGCGAGUAGCACAGGAGAUGUUGAUGGAACUUCGGUAGCAUUUUCCUUUAUUAAAGACCACAGCUAUAAUAAAUGCAGCCUCUGGAUAUGCGGUUUCCAGUUUGCACAAUGUCCCGUGUAGUUCCUCGAGAGCCGUCGCAGUGUCUGCUUGGGGGGGGGAUAUACACAGCCGUGACGAUGACCGAUCACGCCAUGAGUAGUUAAUCGUGAAACGUACACCUCCACCUUUUAUUUUUCCCGGAGAGUUCUUUAUUCCUGUCUGCGCGAUGGCUGGAGAACCCAGACGGCUGAAUGGACGGGGAUACUAUAUCCAGAGAGGCCAUGAUUCUGUGAAACCAAGUAUGUUACAGACCCUGAUGUCUCUCUGAAAGGAGAUCCUCGCCCUGAGCUCGUCUACUUUAUUGUCCAGGGAAUGAACGUUAGCGAGUAAUGUACUCUGAAGCGGUGGAUGGUGUGCAGGUCUCCUGAGUCUGACUAGGAGCCUUUUUCCCUCUUGUCUGGUGUCGGCGUCUUGACGCAGACCGACAGGAGAGUACAUUUUCUGAUGAUAGACAGAGCAACGUGAACUUGUUGGGGAUCACACCUCUUGGUCAUGAAUGGGUUUUAUUGUCCAGUCCUAUCCUGAUACAGUGACCGGAGUGUGGAUUGAUCCUGUGACAAUAGCCUAGGCUGAGAGUGGGCUUGUGUUGAGGGUGUUGAACGAGACCUUUUCCAUUCCUAUUGUGUUAACUUUCCCCAGGGCGCAUCGGCUCCACCUCCAGCAGCAGCUCCUGUGGUAGUUCAGAGUACAGCGGGGAAGUCAUUCCACACCAUCCAGGUACAUAAAGCAAGCAUAUGGGCGACGGUGGGGGGGAAGGGACCGUGUCCAGGGGUGGUACUGGGAGUUCAGAGUACAGCGGGGAAGUCAUCCCACACCAUCCAGGUACAUAAAGCAAGCAUAUGGGCGACGGGGGGGGAAGGGACCGUGUCCAGGGGUGGUACUGGGAGUUCACGAACUGUGAUGUCAUCAUAUGGCACAUGAUGGGUUACCACCCUGCUAUGUAAUGUAAGAUGCCACCUGUUGGUGAUGAAUGGCUUUGUCCAUGGGGGGUUGGGAAUAACACAAGACUGCUAGAAUAUGAAUUUCCCAUCCAGGUUGAACAGUGAAGUUGUAUUGUAUACAGUUGGCUAUGUGAUUAUAGGAUAUGAUUAUAAAGUCAAAUGCACAUCAUUUCCAUGGGGUGCUUGGCUGGACAAAUCAUAGCCAACCGUGUGUGUGUGGUGGGGAAAGGAAAUUGAGUUGAACAAUGAAUGUCCUCUUACAACCUUAAACUGCAACAGGUGAUGAUUUGUCACGUACAGCCUAGCCCGAUGAGGGGUGACAUGGGGUUGCCUUACUUGGGAGUCAGCCAGUGGAUCCUCUCAGUUGACUGGUAAUCUUUAAACCAACAUAGUGUGUCGUAGUAUUACGUAGUAGGGCCGUGACGAUACCAGUAUCGCAAUAUUUUUUUUCCCAUGGCAAAAAUGAAAACACGAAGCAGACCAAACUAUUUGGUCCUUUUAAAAAUCUGCCUUAUGUAAAAUAUUGUGUGCUAUAGCCUGGAAAAUAAGUAAAUAAAUGUGACUCUGGAUGACAACAUAAUAAUAUUGUUUGUUUCCAGCAUUGGGACUGUUUUCCUAAAGAAGUUCCAUCUGCUUCGUGUUUUGUUUCCUUGCCACGAUACUAAAAGGAGUAUGGCGAUGCUGGUACGGUCCCGGCCCUACUACAUGGUAGGCCUUUUUCAAGGUCUGUGACUAAGGAUUGCCUUGCUGGGAGUUGAGUCAUUCAGUUGGUGUUGUGUCAGAGUUAAUUCUGGCACCGUGCCCUGAGGCGGCAGCAGAGAAUGGUUGUCAGUUUUUCCUUGUCUGCUGAAGCUUGACAUGUACACAGUGGUAAGGUCAUUUAGUGAGGUAUUCUUACUUACAAGCCCUUAACCAACAAUGCAGUUAAGAAAAAUAAGUGUUAAGUAAAAAAUAGAUUAGUUAAAAAGCAGGGGGGGGGGGGGGGGUGCAAUGCAAAUAGUCCGGGUAGCCAUUUGAUUAGCUGUUCAGGAGUCUUAUGGCUUGGGGGUAGAAGCUGUUGGGAAGCCUUUUGGACCUAGACUUGGCGCUCCGGUAACGCUUGUCGUGCGGUAGCAGAGAGAACAGUCUAUGACUAGGGUGGCUGGGAGUCUUUGACCAUUUUGAGGGCCUUCUUCUGACACCGCCUGGUAUAGAGGUCCUGGAUGUCUUAUGACACCGCCUGGUAUAGAGGUCCUGGAUGUCUAAUGUUUACUACUUUAGACAUUAUGAACUACAGUUGUUUUAAAUGUGACAUGGCACUUAGUUGGACCAAUGACCUGUUGAAAGCGGUAAUUAUUAUGAUCCUAAAUUCAAGCAGUAUUAUUCCAUUUGGUUUUAUGGUACGUCAGAAUUCUACACUGACUGCCCCACUUUGUGCCUGGUACCACCUACCACACCCACAAAGUACACAGUCCGCUAAAUACUGAGUGCUGUCGAUCUCAAAUCAAAUUGUAUUUGUCACAUACACGUGUUUAGCAGAUGUUAUUGCGGGUGUAGCGAAAUGCUUGUGCUUCUAGCUCCGACAGUGCAGUAAUAUCUAACAAUUUCACAACAUAUACACACAAAUCUAGUAAGGAAUGGAAUGUAUGUAUGUAUGUAUGUGACAAGCAAUUACAGAUCUUGAGGCGUUGUGUAGUUUUAUAGAUUCGCGUUUGACCUAGUUGUAAUCCGUUUCUCAGGUCUGCCCAAACAAGACUCGGGACAUUGGUGGGCAAGUUUUUUCUUUGGGAAGCAGAACCAGCCAGGAAUGACCCCUCUGACAGAGGAGGCCCAGCAGAAGUAAGUUGAAGUGGGUAACUGGGAGAAAUGUGGGGGAUGGACUUUCUCUUGUGAAACAUCUUCAAAACACUUCUCUGGUAAAAUGCCAGAUUUUUAACUUUUAGGCAAAACAUUAGGAAAUGUAGCUGCUUACAUUCUUUCUAUGAUAAACAUUUAGAAAUAUAUUGGCCAUGCAUCGGUUUUGCAAGAAAUACCUUGCUUUUUCAUUGUAAGCUCAUUUACUUGUGUAGCUGCCAGCCAGUAUGAAAAUGUAUGCACUCACUAACUGUAAGUCGCUCUGGAUAAGAGCGUCUGCUAAAUGACUAAAAUGUAAAUAAGCUUCAUAAUGUGACCAGUGAAAGGAAGAACGCGUUCUGUUUUAUCUCCUAAUGUACAAUACAGUAUACGUCCUAAUAACAUUGUUAAUAAACAGUAUUGGAACCCCGGGCCCUUAAUACCUGGUAAAUACAGUAUACCGCCUAAUAGCCUGGUAAAUACAGUAUACCGCCUAAUACCCUGGUAAAUACAGUAUACCGCCUAAUACCCUGGUAAAUACAGUAUACCGCCUAAUACCCUGGUAAAUACAGUAUACCGCCUAAUACCCUGGUAAAUACAGUAUACCGCCUAAUACCCUGGUAAAUACAGUAUACCGCCUAAUACCCUGGUAAAUACAGUAUACCGCCUAAUACCCUGGUAAAUACAGUAUACCGCCUAAUACCCUGGUAAAUACAGUAUAACCGCCUAAUAGCCUGGUAAAUACAGUAUAACCGCCUAAUACCCUGGUAAAUCAGUAUAACCGCCUAAUACCCUGGUAAAUACAGUAUACCGCCUAAUACCCUGGUAAAUACAGUAUACCGCCUAAUACCCUGGUAAAUACAGUAUACCGCCUAAUACCCUGGUAAAUACAGUAUACCGCCUAAUACCCCUUGGUAAAUACAGUAAACCGCCUAAUACCCUGGUAAUACAGUAUAACCGCCUAAUACCCUGGUAAAUACAGUAUAACCGCCUAAUACCCUGGUAAAUACAGUAUACCGCCUAAUACCCUGGUAAAUACAGUAUACCGCCUAAUACCCUGGUAAUACAGUAUACCGCCUAAUACCUGGUAAAUACAGUAAUACCGCCUAAUACCCUGGUAAAUACAGUAUACCGCCUAAUACCCCCUGGUAAAUACAGUAUAACCGCCUAAUACCCUGGUAAAUACAGUAUACCGCCAAUACCCUGGUAAAUACAGUAUACCGCCUAAUACCCUGGUAAAUACAGUAUACCGCCAAAUACCCUGGUAAAUACAGUAUACCGCCUAAUACCCUGGUAAAUACAGUAUACCGCCUAAUACCCUGGUAAAUACAGUAUACCCGCCAAAUACCCUGGUAAAUACAGUAUACCGCCUAAUACCCUGGUAAAUACAGUAUACCGCCUAAUAUACCCUGGUAAAUACAGUAUACCCGCCUAAUACCCUGGUAAAUACAGUCAAACCCGCCUAAUAACCCUGGUAAAUACAGUAUACCGCCUAAUACCCUGUGGUAAAUACAGUAUACCCGCCUAAUACCCCUGGUAAAUACAGUAAAACCGCCUAAUACCCUGGUAAAUACAGUUAUACCGCCUAAUACCCUGGUAAAUACAGUAUACCGCCUAAUACCUGGUAAAUAACAGUAUACCGCCUAAUACCCUGGUAAUACAGUAUAACCGCCUAAUACCUUGGUAAAAUAAGAUAAACCGCCUAAUACCCUGGUAAAUACAGUAUACCGCCUAAUACCUUGGUUAAAUACAGUAUACCGCCUAAUACCCUGGGUAAAAAUACAGUAUAACCGCCUAAUACCCUGGUAAAUACAGUAUACCGCCUAAUACCCCUGGUAAAUACAGUAAUACCGCCUAAUACCCUGGUAAAAUACAAGUAUACAACCGCCUACUAACCCUUGGUAAAUACAGUAUACCGCCUAAUACCCUGGUAAAUACAGUAUACCGCCUAAUACCCUGGUAAAUACAGUAUACCGCCUAAUACCCUGGUAAAUACAGUAUACCGCCUAAUACCCUGGUAAAUACAGUAUACCGCCUAAUACCUUGUGUGCGUUGCUGUGCUAAUAAAUGCUAGUUUAUCAACCUUUUUUUUUAAGCUAAACGUUCUGAUCUCUGUUGCAUCUGAUUCAUUUACUUUUUAAGGUUUGUAUUUAAUGUAUCCUAGGCCUACUGGCUGUAUGAAUUGUGGGAUCUAGCUUCCCACAACUGUCCCAGAGUCUGUUUGGGCUAUUUCUUUCACGACAACCUGACCAAUAGUAGGAAAAGUGUACGUACUCUAUGGGGGAUAGUGGAUUGACUGGCUCAUAGGCGGCUCAUCCACAAAGCAAGGGGAAGCUAAGCGUUCCCUAAGUAAAUUGAAUUAAAUUGCCAUGCAGAAACAUAAUUCUAAAUGGGCUACUAAAGCAUGAUUUGGCCCCAGAGGAUCGUUCGCUUUCCGAAGCCUUAAAGUCCUGAAGGAAAGACGGAGCACACCAUUUGGGCAGCGCGCGGCAAAUACAAAGUAGAUGGUUUUGAGUUUGCGACUGUCAGUGAGAAGUAGAGCGUCAUAUCGCAAUAUUACACAUUUACAGUAUGAAAAAAAUUUAUGCACUCACUAACUGUAAGUCGCUCUGGAUAAGAGCGUCUGCUAAAUGACUUAAAUGUAAAAUGCUUUAUUAUAAAGGUUGCAUUUUUAUGGUGAAAAUUUGCUGUCCUAAACUUUACACUCUGGCAUGCCUACGCAUAGGCUAAUGAUUUUGCUGUUCGUUACUCGUCUUGUUGGCUGAGAAAGUAAAUGUGCAGUUAUUCUAACAUGUUCAAAGUGUACAUCAGAAUUCGGUUUUUUAAAAAAAGGACCGCACAUCGUUGCAUCCUGUUAAUAUGAAUGACCAUAAUCUAAAUGUGAUUUCUGUCAUUCUGAGCACCCCGGGUGGACGCCCUAAUCAGAUUACACACCCAAUGCAUAAGGGUCCAGUAGAUUUCUCAAAUGUCCAGUAAAUUUAAAAUGCUGCCGGUCAAAUGUCCGGUGCCACAUUUUCAUAACGGAAACCCUGGUGUGUAUACUGGCAGUGCUUGCUGAGGGCAUUUAUGAGCCAGUGGUCCUCUCCUUCCCUCCCAUCACUUCUCCCCCAUUUUUUUUUUUUUUUUUUUUUUUUUAAAUCUCUCCUUACCUACUAUUCUCUCCCUCCCCAUACUUUCCCCAUUUCCUUUUUCUCUCUCGACGAGAGACUGGCGCCAAGCAACGGUCCCCUCCACGCAGACUUGCUCGACACAGCUUGUCAUCACCGGUCGCAGUCUCAGUUGCUGCAUAUCAAAUUGUUACUAAGAACCUGGGGUUUCAAUUCUAUUAAAGUUUUGAUUUUUAGUUUCAUCAAAUGGAGAGCGCGGUGAGAGGAGAAUCUCUGCCGUAGCCAAGCAGAACACCCAGCUCUCCCUCAGUAAGCUAACGUUAGCUAGCAAGGGUCCGUCACUAUGACAGACAGCUUUCUGACACAGUAGGGCAUUAUCCUCAUGGCAGUUCUAUCUACAACAUUAAGCAAGGUGCACCCUGCUGAAUACAACCCUGGUUUUCCUUGCUCUCACACUCAACCUCUCCUCCCCCCUCCCUGUCUUCAACCUCUCCCCCCCCCCCCCCCCUCCUGUCUUCACCCUCUCCCCCCCCCCCCCCCUCCUGGCUUCAACCUCUCCUCCCCCCCUCCCUGGUCUUCAACCUCUCCUCCCCCCCCCCCUCCCUGUCUUCAACCUCUCCUCCCCCCCCUCCCGGUCUUCAACCUCUCCUCCCCCCCCCUCCCGGUCUUCAACCUCUCCUCCCCCCCCUCCCGGUCUUCAACCUCUCCUCCCCCCCUCCCUGUUUUUCAAACCUCCCCUCCCCCCCUCCCCUGUCUUCAACCUCUCCUCCCCCCCCUCACCUGUCUUCAACCUCUCCUCCCCCCCCUCCCUGUCUUCAACCUCUCCUCCCCCCCCUCCCUGUCUUCAACCUCUCCCUCCCCCCCUCCCUGUCUUCAAACCCUCUCCUCCCCCCCCUCCUGUCUUCAACCUCUCCUCCCCCCCCUCCCUGUCUUCAACCUCUCCUCCCCCCCUCCCUGUCUUCAACCUCUCCUCUAUCCCUGGGAAUUGAACCGGAGACCUUUUGCAUUGCUAGUGCUAAAGUCUGAGCUACACAGGACGUUCAUUACCUGACCUCUCACACUCAACCUCCUCUCUCUUCCAGGGCGGCGGCCAUGACCGUGACCAACGGCCAGGUGACCUGCGUUGCCAGGGAGAUGGCGAUGACGAGGCAGGUCAGCGACGGCAGCGAAGCCGUGAGGUCCCAGCCGGGGAGUCCACCCCCCUCCUGA